CAACAGAACGUCACUGAUCCCGGAAGUGACCUCAGUGUCUUUUUCCCGUCCAAACAAACCUGUGUGGCUCUCGGCCGGGGGAGGAUGUCGGUUCCCCAGGGGGGUCCCCUGCCGGGGCCGGCCGAGCCCGGCUCGGAGCCGCCGGGCGGGAAGCGGCGGCCGCACGGGAUGCUGAAGCUCUACUACGGGCUGCCGGACCCGGCGGGGGAGGCUCGGGGCGGCCUGCCCCCAGGAGGGGAUCCCGGGGGACCUACUGACAUCAAUGGGGCGCACUUCGACCCGGAAGUGUUCCUCACUAAGCUGCGGAAGGAGUGCUCACUAGCCCAGCUUAUGGACUGUGAGACUGACAUGGUAAAGCAGAUCCGUGCCCUGGACAGCGACAUGCAGACCCUGGUCUAUGAGAACUACAACAAGUUCAUCUCAGCCACAGACACAAUCCGCAAGAUGAAGAACGACUUCAAGAAGAUGGAGGACGAGAUGGAUUGCCUGGCUGCCAACAUGGCUGUCAUCACGGAGUUCAGCGCCCGCAUCAGCAGCACCCUGCAGGACCAGCAUGAGCAGAUCACCAAGCUCUCGGGGGUCCACACGCUCCUGCGCAAGCUGCAGUUUCUCUUUGAGCUGCCUGCCCGCCUCACCAAGUGUGUGGAGCUGGAGGCCUAUGGACAGGCAGUGCGCUACUACAGCAAAGCCCGCUCUAUCCUGCACCAGUACCAGCACAUGCCCUCCUUCCAGGGCAUCCAGGACGACUGCCAGAAGAUCAUGGCCAACCUGGCGCAGAAGCUGCGGGAGAAAUUCAGGGACGGGGGCUCUGGGGCAAAGGACCUGGCUGAGUGCGUGGAGCUGCUGCUGCAGCUGGAUGAACCAGCAGAGGAGCUGUGUGACGAGUUCCUUUCCCAUGCCCGCUGCCGGUUGGAGGCUGAGCUGGAGGCCCUAGAAGCAGAGCUGGGGCAGCCAGGUGGUGCCCCUAUCACUGACGUCCUGGAGUUCAUCGACCGUGGCUGCAACAUCUUUGUCAGCAACAUGUGCCUGGUGAUUGCCUCCUACCAGGAGCUUUUUGUCAGCCGAGAAGGGGUGCAGGGCAUCACUCGCAUGGCACAGGACAAGCUGGUGGCCUUUGUCAACUCCCUCAUGGAGACAUACUUCUCCCUGGUGGAGCGGCGCAUCCAGUUGGAGAAAGGGGUUGGGGACAACUCACUGCUGGUGCGGGCCCUGGACCGCUUCCACCGGCGCCUACAAGCCCUGGCCAAGCUGCUGCCGGCCUCCAAUGUGGCAGCAGAGGGCACGGAGAUUGUGGUGCGGGCUGCCAAGGAGCGCAUCCGCCAGUACCUGCUGGCCCUGCAGAGCUUCUACCAGGACUGUCUGACAGAUGUGCGCCAGUCGCUAGCUGCCCCACGCCUGGCAGGCAAGGAGAGCCCCAACCUGGCUGAGCUGCUGGGCACCAUCUCGGCCUCUGUCCUUAACCAGAUCAAGUCGGUGCUCACCUACGUCCACCUCUUCACAGCAAAGGACAUCACCUUCUCCAACAAGCCCUACUUCAAGGGUGAGUUCUGCAGCCAGGGUGUCCGCGAGGGCCUGAUCGUUGGCUUCAUCAAGUCCAUCUGCCAGACGGCACGGCAGUUCUGUGAGACCACAGGGGACAAGGGUGGCUCCACUCCCCCCGCCCUGCUGCUCCUGCUCUCCCGCCUCUGUCUGGACUACGAGACCUCCACCAUCAGCUACAUCCUCACCUUGACCGAUGAGCAGUUCCUAGUGCAGGACCACUCCCCCAUCACCCCAGUUACCAGCCUGUGCGCGGAGGCCCGCGAGGCGGCCCAGAGGCUGCUCAACCACUACGUGAAGGUGCAGGGGCUGAUCAUCUCGCAGAUGCUGCGCAAGAGUGUGGAGACACGCGACUGGGUCAACACCAUUGAGCCACGCAACGUGCGGGCCGUCAUGAAGAGGGUGGUAGAGGACACCACCUCCAUCGACGUGCAGGUGGGGCUCCUGUACGAGGAGGGCGUCCGCAAAGCCCAGAGCAGCGACUCCAGCAAGAGGACCUUCUCUGUGUACAGCAGCUCUCGGCAGCAGAGCCGCUAUGCACCCAGCUACACACCCAGUGCCCCCCUGGACACUAACCUCCUGAGUAACAUUCAGAAGCUGUUCUCUGAGCGCAUCGACAUCUUCAGCCCCGUGGAGUUCAACAAGGUCUCCGUCCUGACCGGCAUCAUCAAGAUCAGCCUGAAGACCUUCCUGGAGUGCGUGCGGCUGCGGACCUUCGGGCGCUACGGCCUGCAGCAGAUCCAGGUGGACUGCUACUAUCUACAGCUCUACCUGUGGCGCUUUGUCUGCGAUGAGAACCUGGUGCACUUCCUGCUAGAUGAAAUCGUGGGCAGCACAGCCCACCGCUGCCUGGACCCUGUGCCCAUGGAGCAGAGUGUCAUUGAGGUCAUCUGUGAGAGGGGCUGAUAUGAGGGGAGUCAGCCCAGCCUUGAGGCAGACGCUGGCUUGCUCCUAUGCGGGGAGUGGACACGUGUCCCCCUCAGACUCAUCCGUUUCACCAUAUCUUUCCCACACCAGAUGGUUGUGAGGGGUGCCUGAGAGCAUGGCGGAGAAUGGCCUGUGAACAUAUUGGGGGGUUGGGGGUAAUGCCCUGUGAACGCCCUGUGAACAUUCUCACUGCUGCUAGCCUGGAUCUUAUUGGGCAGGGAGGGGAAUGUGCUGAAUAAAACAUACCAUGAUCUGA
Messenger RNA from Chrysemys picta bellii (western painted turtle), 2722 nucleotides. It is a transcript of the gene VPS51, whose product is annotated as VPS51 subunit of GARP complex. Gene Ontology annotation, cellular component: membrane; GARP complex; EARP complex. Gene Ontology annotation, biological process: Golgi vesicle transport; endocytic recycling; Golgi organization. The record is from RefSeq and is a predicted model, not a curated record. NCBI's taxonomy places the organism in Eukaryota, Metazoa, Chordata, Testudines, Emydidae.